CUGGUCUCCUUAAACCACGCUCCAAAUUACAUAUUGGAGCCUUCAAUGUCCGCACCCUCCGUCAAAUUGGCCAACAGGCUUCGUUAGCAAAGACUCUAGCAACUCGGGCAUGGAUGUGUGCUGUGUUUGUGAGACACGCAUACAGGACCCAAGUGUGGUUAUUCACCUGACCUCUCCUGACCAAUCUGGUGAAUCCGCAAAAUUCACCCUUCGAGUUUCUGGAGAUUCGAUAGCUAGCUCUCGUGGUCUUGCAGGUGUAGGUAUAGCAUUAAGCACCAGGGCAGAAAACUCACUACUAGACUGGAUCCCAGUUGAUAGUCGCCUCUGCGCUAUGAGGCUGAACGGCACAGUGAGAACUAAAAGGAAUAGUGAGACUCGCCGUUGUCUCUUUGUAAUCUCUGCUUACGCACCCACUGACUGCAGCUCGGAUGAAGUGAAGGACGAGUUCUACCAUAAACUGUCUAACCUCCUCUCGAAAGCCAAACGUUCGGACGUGGUGGUUGUUGCAGGUGACCUCAACGCACAGGUGGGUAGACUGAGUGAGGCAGAAAGGCACUUAGGUGGCACUUUCGGAAUCCCAGCUGAACGUACAGAUAACGGUGAUCGCCUAUUACAACUAUGCUCAGAUAACCGCCUAUUUUUAGCCAGCACAAAUUUCAGACAUAAAGAAAGGCACUGUCUGACCUGGCGUCCACCGAGCUCAACUCAGCGAUGGACACAGAUAGACCACAUUGCUAUUAGUCAUCGCUGGAGAGGAUCGGUGGAAGACUGCCGCUCCUUCUGGAGUACGUGUUUGGACAGCGAUCAUGCGUUGGUCCGAGCACGUAUAUGCCUGCGUCUCAAUGGACGUAGAAAAAAUUUGGCAACAAAACCACUACGAGUUCUGCUGGACAACGAAAACACCAAAGCCGUGUUCAGUGAGAAGUUGGCUAGGCAGUUAUCGGAACAAAAGACUGUCACUCAUCCAGAAGAAGCUUGGUGCCAUCUUCAGUCUGCUGUAAAAGCAGCACUGAAGACUGUAGCCGACUCCAAAAUAAUGGCUAAAAAGAGCCAGUGGAUAUCAGCAGCUUCUUCCAAACUAAUGGAUGCACGUGAAUGCAUCCCUGCAGGCUCUGAGUACAAUGAAGAGCGAGCGCAACUUAAAAAUAACUGACGAAAAGUCUGCGCAACGAUCGUGAACAGUGGUGGGCAGCAAGGCUAAAGAGAUGGAAAAGGCAGCGGCGAUCGGUAACAGUAGACAGUUAUUUAGACUUAUUAAGGAGACUGGGGGGAAAUGGUCAACAACAGUUAGUGAGGCUAUAGCGGAGAAGGACGGAUCUGCGAUUCACUCGCAGGGGGCGACUGGAACGAUGGGCAGAACACUUCGAGGAACAGUUUAACUGGCCUCCAGCCACGAUUGCGUUGCCCGCUAUCCAGUCGGACCCUGAAUGGGACAUAGAGACAGGCCCCCCAACACUAGAAGAAGUUGAGAAAGCGGUAGGUAGCCUGAAACGGGAAGGGCAGCAGGACCAGACGGACUACCUGCUGAGGUAUACAAGAAUGGUGGUAGAGUGCUCUUAGUCAGGUUAACGGAAGUGUUAGCCAGUAUAUGGGAAUCAAAUACGAUCCCCUCCGACUGGUCUAAGUCACUCAUCAUCCCAGUCUUCAAGAAAGGCGAGAAGUCCUCUUGUGAUAACCACAGAGGAAUCAGCCUGACAAACAUAGUGUCUAAGAUCCUAAGUUCUAUAAUUCUCCGACGCCUGAGUGGAGCUCGGGAACAGCAAGCCCGAGAAAACCAGGCAGGCUUUAGACCUGGCCGUGGGUGUAUCGACCAAAUAUUCACACUGCGCCAGGUCCUGGAACAUAGGCAUGCUUACAGACGCCCGACAAUAGCUGUAUUUCUCGACCUGAAGGCGGCAUUUGACUCCGUUGAUCGAGAAGUCUUAUGGCAAUGUCUGUCACUGAAAGGCGUGCCUAGUAAGUACAUCACCUUAUUGAAAGCUCUCUACUCGAACACUUGUGGGCAUGUUAGAGCCUAUGGUGAGUUGUCCAGGGAGCUAUACUCAUCAAGUGGUGUCCGUCAAGGAUGCCCACUCUCUCCAUUCUUAUUUAAUUUUAUCAUAGAUAUUCUUAUGGAGGUU
Molecule: messenger RNA, 2120 nt
Organism: Heterobilharzia americana
Lineage: Eukaryota; Metazoa; Platyhelminthes; Trematoda; Strigeidida; Schistosomatidae
Source: the annotation of a GenBank genome assembly